Seminavis robusta is the source of this 1659-nucleotide messenger RNA. The record is from the annotation of a GenBank genome assembly. NCBI's taxonomy places the organism in Eukaryota, Bacillariophyta, Bacillariophyceae, Naviculales, Naviculaceae.
UUGGAAUCACUGACGAACUCACGAGGUCAAGAACCACAAUCUGCCAAGCCAACAGUCACAGACGUUGAAGAACGGAACUUGCCCACAAGUUUUGGUUGUGUAAUAUUGUCGGAUAAAGUUGCUGGGUAAAUGGUUGCUUUUGCCAGAUGCUGUGGACUUAGCAAAUUUUUGCCAGGUGUUGGAUAUCAUAACUUGAUCUGAUUUUGGGGUAUUCACGGUGGCAAGUGCAGCUACCGGUAGCAUAAUUUAUUUUCCAGAGGGCCAUCAUCAUGAGCUAAGCCUGGGAGAGAAGCUGUGCAAGAACCAAGCUAGUCUAAUAAUUGAGAGCAAUGGCAAUACUUGUCUCUCCAGGGAAGGCACCCAAAGGUGCUCCUAGUACAUGUAGGAGCGGCAAAUGGCUCAUGUUUGCAAUGUUUGCUUCUGUCGCAUUGAUUUCCCAAGAUAACAAUGUUAUUGAUAUCUUCGUGCCGUCUUUGUCUCCCUUGGAAUCACUGACGAACUCACAAGGUCAAGAACGACAAUCUGCCAAGCCAACAACACCAGAACUUUCGAGAGCACCCACGUCAACAGUCACAUUGAAAGCGAUUUCGUACAGUCUUUAUGGAAGUAACCCUAAAUAUACGGUUGGAAUGAUCAACGUUGCCACCACCUUACCAAGAUUCUUUGCGGAUUGGCAAGCUUGGAUAUAUCAUGACAACACUGUUCCAAACUCAACCCUCCAAGAGUUGCAAAAUGUGGGACAUCAUGUCAAACUCAUCAAUGUGGAGACAGAUCUACCAACAUGGGUUCAUCCACGGUUGAAUCCCAUGACUUGGCGAUUUCUGAUUGCCUCCAAUCCUGCCGUAGACGCGUAUGCCGUACGAGACAGCGAUUCGCUUCCGUCUGCCCGGGAAUUUGCAGCUGUGGAGGAAUUUCUCAAGUCCGGCAAAGCAUUCCAUUUCAUACGAGACCAUCCUAUGCAUAAUCCUCAAAAGUUUGCACCCAUUUUAGGGGGAAUGUGGGGAGGCGUACAUCGAGGAGUGCCGCAUAUGGAUCGACUGUUGAAGAUGUGGUACAGCAAGAAGGAAAAAUCAACCGGGUAUGCAUACGCCGAUGAUCAAGAUUUUCUGUGGACAGAAAUAAUGCCACUCGCCUAUCAAGACGUCCUUCAGCAUGACUCUUACUAUUGCCGAGAAUCAAAUGCCAUUGCUUUUCCCGUCAGCCGCGAGGAAAGUGACGCAGACGACAACAAUCCAAAUUUCUUUGUCGGCAACAGUUUUGCCCAACGAAACAAACCUAGUCGGGGGAGUGGGAAAAUUGGCCAGGCUAAGAAGCGUUACGAGGAAUGUCUACAGGAUCGCAAGACAAAAGAGACACAACUGGACAAGUCAGGAGUGAAACGAGGAGAUUUCCCAUCUCACUUCAAUACUACUUUCAACGGUCCUAUUCAGGGGUCAUCCACAGACGCAUGGGCAGUCUGGAGUCGACAGAUGAAGCUAGACUAACGCAAGACAAGGAAUAGAGUGACAGUCGGCAGGUAUAAUAUAUUGAUGCCAUGCACUUUGGCUUUGCGAGCUGAACUGAACUGGCUAGCAAAAGCGACAAUGAACAACUUCGUGACUCGACUCCGUCUCGAUGACUGAGAACCAUUCGCAUGGUUUCUAAAGAUGCCACAUCUGG